AUAGACGUUGACUUUAGCGUGGCAGAAUUGAGAGGUAGACAAAUGAGUUUGGACGAUCUGGAACAGGCAGUGGCAGACAACAUACUAUCCAAUCUGGACAAACUGAAUACAACUGCUGGACAAGUCUUAAAUGAGCCAGAGGACAUUAUAUCAAGUCUACACAACCAAACAGAAGGGAAAACUGAGUGUGAUGCUGUUUCUGUUGAACAACUUUGUUUUCCGGGAUACGACUGUACACCUACUGCAUCAAACUACACCGCUGAAUGUGUCCAUAAAUGUACCACUUCGGGAUUGACCUGUAGAAACAACGGGCACUGUUACUUUGACACCAUAGUCCAGCAGACUGCUUGCAGCUGUCAAAAGAGUUUAAUGACGAUUUAUUACGGACCCGAAUGUGAAGAGAGGACUGGGAGAUUUGAAUACGUUGUUGGCCUGUCUGUCGGUAUCACUGGAGGAUUGGUUCUCAUAAUUCUCCUUACUGUCUGCUGUAGACGUAUCUCUAAGCACGAAAAGACUGACAGAGAAAAAUAUGGAGAAUAUGACACAGAGUUUUUAAAGAAUAGAUUUGAACUUUAUGAGCUGAAUUCCGAGAUAUCCAGGAAAGAAUCUCCAGAGCCAUACACAUAUUCUGGAGCUCUAGGUGUUACAAAUAAGGUGUAUGAGCAAUUUGGACGUCAAAGAAAGUAUAUUUCUGAGAUGUACGUACCGAAGAAAACACUGUCUUUCCCCCAAAGUCCAUAUUUCAAUGAUCCAGGGGCCGUAGAAAACAUUGAUACAUUCAAAAAUUUCUCUAUAAAGAGGCCUCAAGUUUUCAAUGAUCCAGUGAAUGACCAGGACAGUCCAUACUACAGACCUCAGACACACCAACGUCCCUAUAGCCAGAUAUAGCAACAGGACAGAGAAAGUAACCAUGAAAAUAUGUUCUGGUAUCAUCCAACAACUGUUUUAUUGACUGUAUUCUAAGACGAGAUUGUUUUAUACAGACAUUCCAUUUACAUUUUGAAUUUUGAAUUUUAUAAUUGUAAUUCUAUAUAUG
Messenger RNA from Saccostrea cuccullata (small rock oyster), 1036 nucleotides. RefSeq lists its product as uncharacterized. The record is from RefSeq and is a predicted model, not a curated record. Bases 43 to 888 code for a protein of 281 amino acids. NCBI's taxonomy places the organism in Eukaryota, Metazoa, Mollusca, Bivalvia, Ostreida, Ostreidae. The transcript has 7 exons.